Salvia hispanica is the source of this 1661-nucleotide messenger RNA. RefSeq names its product LL-diaminopimelate aminotransferase, chloroplastic-like. Gene Ontology annotation, molecular function: transaminase activity; pyridoxal phosphate binding. The record is from RefSeq and is a predicted model, not a curated record. Lineage: Eukaryota; Viridiplantae; Streptophyta; Magnoliopsida; Lamiales; Lamiaceae. Gene Ontology annotation, biological process: biosynthetic process.
GAAUCUCAUUUCAAAACUAACACAGUGCUGCCUUCUCUCUCAUCUCUAUUUCUCUGAGCUGACUUUGCCAAAAUGUCUGCGAUUCUUCAAAAUGUUUCCACUUCUCUCUCUGCAUCGACCUCCACUUUUCUCGGUCACAACAAUCUCAAGGCCAUCAAGCCUUCUCAUGUAUCCAUGGCGGGGAGAAUGAACGCGGUCGUUAAAUGUGUCGCGUCGCCGUCAGCUGAGAAAACUGCUUACAAGACAAAUGUGGCACGGAAUGAAAACCUAGCUAAACUUCAAGCUGGCUAUCUCUUUCCCGAGAUAGCAAGGCGAAGAAAUGCACACAUUGCUAAAAAUCCAGACGCUAAAGUUAUCAGCCUUGGAAUCGGUGACACAACUGAACCAAUUCCAGAAGUCAUUACCUCUGCAAUGUCAAAGAGAUCAGAAGUGCUGUCAACGGUCGCUGGUUACAGUGGCUAUGGUGCUGAACAAGGUGAACAGAAAUUGAGAGCUGCCAUUGCCUCAACCUAUUAUGAAGGCCUCGGCAUCGAAGAGCAUGAUAUAUUUGUAUCUGAUGGAGCGAAAAGUGACAUAUCUCGCCUCCAGGUCCUUUUUGGUUCUAAUGUGACGAUGGCUGUUCAAGAUCCAUCUUACCCGGCUUAUGUGGAUUCGAGCGUUAUACUGGGUCAGACUGGUCUGUUUCAGAAGGAUGUGGAAAAGUAUGCCAAUAUUGAGUAUAUGAGGUGCACACCAGAAAAUGGAUUUUUUCCUGAUUUAUCCACUGUUCGUCGGACAGAUAUAAUCUUCUUUUGUUCUCCGAAUAACCCGACUGGUUCUGCUGCAUCAAGAGAGCAACUAACCAAGCUUGUACAGUUUGCUAAAGAAAAUGGUUCUAUCAUAGUCUAUGAUUCUGCUUAUGCUAUGUAUGUCUCAGAUGAUAGUCCGAGAUCAAUUUUUGAGAUUCCUGGAGCCAAAGAGGUUGCACUUGAAGUUUCUUCCUUCUCCAAGUAUGCUGGGUUCACUGGAGUUCGUCUUGGUUGGACAGCAAUUCCGAAAGAGCUCCAUUACUCUGAUGGUUUUCCAGUGGCCAAGGACUUCAACCGCAUAGUGUGUACUUGUUUCAAUGGUGCAUCUAACAUUGCUCAAGCUGGUGGUCUGGCAUGUGUUUCACCUGAAGGCAUUAAGGCAAUGCAUGAGGUUGUUGGUUUCUACAAGGAAAACACAGCUAUCAUCGUCGACACAUUCAAUUCGCUCGGGUUUAAGGUUUAUGGAGGCAAAAAUGCACCAUAUGUUUGGGUCCACUUUCCUGGCCGUAGCUCGUGGGAUGUGUUCAGUGAGAUCCUGGAGAAGACUCAUGUCGUCACCACCCCUGGAAGUGGUUUCGGACCUGGGGGUGAAGGGUUCGUCCGGGUCAGUGCUUUCGGGCACAGGGAGAAUGUUAUCGAAGCCUGUAGAAGAUUCAAGGAGCUGUACAAGUAAACCUGAGGCUCCUCGGAUGAAUUCUUCUAGGAUCAAUCGGAUUAUGUAUGCCACCGGUGUUUGUAAUGCUUGGUUUGCACUUGCUGACUUUUGUUUUGCAGGAUUCUACCUUGUAAAAGUAAUUUAAUUUUUUAUUUUGAAACUAAUGUGUUUAAUAUUUUAUCUAAUAAAAAAGUACAUGGGAAAUUUAAGGAUUCUUA